This is a messenger RNA of Oncorhynchus kisutch (coho salmon), 9411 nucleotides long. Its product is annotated as importin subunit alpha-7. Gene Ontology annotation, cellular component: cytoplasm. NCBI's taxonomy places the organism in Eukaryota, Metazoa, Chordata, Actinopteri, Salmoniformes, Salmonidae. The transcript has 12 exons. Gene Ontology annotation, biological process: protein import into nucleus. Bases 132 to 1757 code for a protein of 541 amino acids. Gene Ontology annotation, molecular function: protein binding; nuclear import signal receptor activity. The record is from RefSeq and is a predicted model, not a curated record.
UCCGUAUUUCUCAUGACGACAUAUCGUCUGUGAAGAGCAGAUUCUGGAAAGCCAAGCGAGAAAGAGGAUUUACUCUUUAUUUCUAAACAACACACGAAGUAUCUGUCAUUUGAGAUAAAAAAAUAAAUAAAAUGGAGCCGUCAGCCAGUCCAGCGAAGGAUAACCACAGGAUGAACAGCUACAAGAACAAAGCCCUGAAUGUGGAGGAGAUGAGACGCAGAAGAGAGGAGGAGGGUGUCCAGCUGAGGAAGCAGAAACGAGAACAACAGCUGUUCAAGAGGAGAAACGUGGACAUGUUGAAUGAGGAGGGAGUCAUGUUUGAGAGUCCACUGGUCGACUCGUAUGUGGACUCCACAGCCACAGAGGAAGGUGUCCUAACGAGACGCCUGGUGGAAAUGCUCUUCUCAGAGGACCCAGAGCUCCAACUCACCACCACACAGACAUUCAGGAAACUACUGUCCAAAGAACCCAAUCCACCUAUUGACGAGGUCAUCAACACCCCAGGCAUUGUAGAGAGGUUUGUGGAGUUCCUCAAGAUGAGCGUCAACUGCACAUUACAGUUUGAGGCAGCCUGGGCCCUGACCAACAUAGCAUCAGGUACAUCCAUGCAGACUAACAUAGUAAUCGAGGCAGGAGCAGUCCCCAUCUUUAUAGAACUACUCAACUCGGACUUUGAAGAUGUUCAGGAACAGGCAGUGUGGGCGUUGGGUAACAUAGCAGGGGACAGUGCAGUGUGCAGAGACUACGUACUCAACUGUAAUAUCCUGCCACCACUAUUAAUGCUUCUGACUAAAUCCACCAGACUGAGCAUGACCAGGAAUGCAGUGUGGGCUCUGUCUAACCUGUGCAGGGGGAAGAGCCCCCCACCUGUAUUUGAGAAGGUGUCCCCUUGUCUGCAGGUCCUGUCUAGACUGUUGUUCAGCAGUGAUUCAGAUCUGUUAGCAGAUGCUUGCUGGGCUCUGUCCUACCUCUCUGACGGACCCAACGAGAAGAUCCAGGCUGUCAUCGACUCCGGCGUCUGCAGGCGCCUUGUAGAGCUGCUCAUGCACACGGACUACAAGGUGGCGUCUCCUGCUCUGAGAGCAGUGGGGAACAUCGUCACGGGAGACGACAUCCAGACGCAGGUGGUGUUGAACUGUUCAGCCCUGCCUUGUCUGCUCCACCUGCUGAGUAGUCCUAAAGAAUCCAUCCGGAAAGAAGCCUGCUGGACCGUCUCCAACAUCACCGCUGGCAACAGGGCUCAGAUACAGACGGUGAUCGACGCCAACAUCUUCCCUGUGCUGAUCGACAUCCUGCAGAAGGCAGAGUUCAGAACCAGGAAGGAAGCAGCCUGGGCCAUCACUAACGCCACCUCUGGAGGAACACCAGAACAGAUCAGGUACCUGGUGAACCUGGGCUGUAUCAAGCCUCUGUGUGACUUGUUGACAGUGAUGGACAGUAAGAUAGUCCAGGUGUCUCUGAACGGUCUGGAGAACAUUUUGAGACUGGGAGACCAAGAGGCCAAGCAGGAUGCAGGACCCAGUGGUACCGGCAUCAACCCCUACUGCUCUCUCAUAGAGGAGGCCUAUGGUCUGGAUAAGAUCGAGUUCCUUCAGAGCCAUGAGAACCAAGAGAUCUACCAGAAGGCCUUUGAUCUGAUAGAGCACUACUUUGGAGUGGAGGAGGAGGACCAGAACCUGGCUCCUCAGGUAGACCAGGUCAACCAGCAGUUCCUCUUCCCCCAGCAGGAAGCACCCAUGGAGGGCUUCCAGCUAUAACGCCCUCCCUUUGGUUCAUCCAAACAUCACUCAUUUACCCAUGGAUCCCAUUGGAAGGCUUUCGGUUAACUUCUUCCCCCAUAUCCCCUACCAAUGGAGGGUUUUGAGGUAAAUUAGGGUCCCUGUGUCCCUCCCACCACCACCCAUCCUAUAUGCCCCUGCCCGUGGCUAGCUCUGCUACCCCAACCUCUACUGAUGCAGGGUCUCCUGUACCCUAUCCUUUCUCCACUGUGACCUUCCAGGCUCAACCGUGGAAGAUAGAACGUUGUCCUGUCCCUCCUAUCCCAUGGAAGGCUUUAUCCAACCUAUUACCCAAUCCUGUGAGCGUGUCUCUACCUACCCAAACAGAUCAGACACUUCUAACAGAACACCACGCCUCGGCUGAGGAGCCAAUCGGAGAGCUGAACUCGCACCACAUGACCUGAUGAUUUAAAACACAGCUCUUCCAGAUCGGUGAUCACACACCAGGGCCGUGAUCACACACCAGGGCCGUGAUCACACACCAGGGCCGUGAUCACACACCAGGGCCGUGAUCACACACCAGGGCAGGUUUGAAACGCAUAGAUACAUUGAGAAAUACCGCCAGUACUGUUGAUAGUCCUGAUGUUCUUCUGCCAGUAGCAGUGGCUUGUUGUGGAUUUGACUGCUCCCUGUCGGCCCGUAGGGAUGACCUUUAGGAGGUGGGGGGUCAAAUCUGACCUCGAGUGAUGAGUGUUAUUUCGCUUAUUUAUCCUUUCCCCUCAUUUAGCUUUUGUCAGCCCCCCCCCGGCCUGUUCUGAAGCACAUCUCGGUGUACCACCUGAAGACUAGUGUCCCCAGACUGAAAACUUCCUUACUGUUAGCAAUAGAACUCCGAGGCCAAACCCUCAUUCACAUUGGUUUCUGUCUGAUCAGACAUACAGGGUUCCACUAGAACAAUUCUGGGGAUUCUUAGUAAUUCUGGUUUGGAGUGUUGACCCAAGGUUCUCUCCUUCUAGAACUGACGGUCCUUUCUCUACUAUUUAAUUUCUUACAACUUUUAGCAACUUUUUUUGUUUGCGUCAGAUGAUUUCUUGGACCUGGGGAGGGAUGAUGAGGGUGGAACAACAUGUUUGGGGUCUAAAUCGUAAAAUCAGGAAAACUUCUGGGCGUCGAUGGGGAUUUAAGGUGAGGGGGGGGGGGUCCAUAUUGAAUCGUGUAACAGUAAAAUACCUAGGUUGCUAGCUUGAUCUGAAGUUGAUAUAGCUAGAGAUAUAAUGUUCGUGGUGUGCUGUGUUCUUAAUAACGAUAGAUUUGAAUUAUGACGUGAUUCUAGCUAUUAAAACGGCAGACCGCUGGGGGGGGGGGGGGUUUGAGGGGCUACACUAACUUGAGAAAAAAACAUGUAACUCAGCUUCACGUAAGUCAGGCAUCAAUGUCAGAUUCACUGUGAUAUCCUAUUUACUCACCUGCAUGUAAGGUUGGAGGGUUUUGGGCCCGGGAUGCGUUCUGAAUGGCAUGCUAAGCCCUAUGGGCCCUGGUCUAAAAUAGUGUACUAUAUAGGGAUUAGGGCCCUGGUCUAAAGUAGUGUACUAUAUAGGAAAUAGGGCCCUGGUCUAAAAUAGUGUACUAAUAUAGGGAAUAGGGCCCUGGUCUAAAAUAGUGUACUAUAUAGGGCCCUGGUCUAAAGUAGUGUACUAUAUAGGGAAUAGGGUGUCAUUUGGAACAGAGCUCCAGUGUAAAUAGAUAUGUUUGUGCUGGCUGAGUUGCAUUAGGCCUCUGAUUUGGUGUGUGUCCCCCCCCGGUGUGUAUGUAUGCUAGGGUUUGCAUGGUGUUCCUAUUGCCCUACCUACAGUCACGCAGUAUCCUUUUGCCAAACACCUGGAAUUAUUGUUGGGAGAGGUAGUGAGAGAGUCAGGGUGUGAGAGUGCCAUCAUUUAAGUCUUAGAAAAUUGAACCAAGAUAUUAUUUUUAAGCAAUAAGGUCUGAGGGGGGUUGUGGUAUAUGGCCAAUAUACCACGGUUAAGGGCUUUUCUUAUGCACGACGCAACGCGGAGUGCCUGGAAACAGCCCUUAGCCAUGUUAUAUUGCCCAUAUACCACAAACCCCCAAGGUGCCUUAUUGCUAUUAUAAACUAGGUGGUUCAAGCCCUGAAUGCUGAUUGACCCGACCAUAUGUGGUAUAUCAGACCGUAUAAAACGGUUAUGACAACAUGUAUUUUUACUGCUCUAAUUACAUUGGUAAUCAGUUUAUAAUAAGGCCCGAGGUGUGGUGUAUAUGGCCAAUAUACCACGGCUAAGGGCUGUGUCCAGGCACUCAGCGUUGCAUCGUACCGGGUACCAUUUGUGAUGGCCACACGUACUGGGUAUUGAUAUCUAUUAUUCACUGUCGCAUUAGAAAAGUGUACAGCUCCCCUUAUUCUUCUCAUAAGGUGCAUUUUAAAUAACACUUUGUUCCUCUUAGUGCACUCGUUUCGCCACCUAGGGAGCCUCUGGCCAGAGGUAGAGGCCACUCGUUUCGCCACCUAGGGAGCCUCUGGCCAGAGGUAGAGGCCACUCGUUUCGCCACCUAGGGAGCCUCUGGCCAGAGGUAGAGGCCACUCGUUUCGCCACCUAGGGAGCCUCUGGCCAGAGGUAGAGGCCACUCGUUUCGCCACCUAGGGAGCCUCUGGCCAGAGGUAGAGGCCACUCGUUUCGCCACCUAGGGAGCCUCUGGCCAGAGGUAAAGGCACUAUAUCAGACAAGGUGUCAUGCAUCUAACGACAACCAGGGUUUGGCAAGGGAUAAGUGUUUUGUUUUUUUUAGACCGUGACGAACCUAACCUAACCGCAACAGAAAUUAAGUUAAGAUGUAUUUGCACAGACACUUCAUGCACACAUGCAUACAACGCCAGCAGACUGCACACGGCUCACACGGAUGAGUGCUACACAAGGAGAAUCAACUUCCAUUAUCCACCUUGUUGAAGGAACGAAAUUGCAUGUUUUCUUUCUGUGCUAUAUUGGGUUUUCAAUGCGGUAUGUUCACUCAAUGUUUUGCCACUUCCUUAUCGGCACUAUUGAGAUUAUGUGCUUAGAUUUUUAUUUUUAAGAAUGCACCUACCCACAAUGCAUCACAUUCACAGCAUCCUUUAAAAUCUCUAUUUUUUUUUAGGAGAAAAUUACAUUUUUUGUUUUGACAUUUUUUUUCUUGAGGAAGUGCAGGGGUGUGUACUGUCUGGUAAUAUGCUCAGUUGAAAAAUAAACAGGAUAAAAACAUUAUAGUGAUUUCAUGUGGAGAGUUGGAAAAUAAACACAUUCGUUAGAUUAGCAUUGAAAUCGUGACCAUCAACUGGAUGGAAAAAAACGUUUCAAAUUCAUAGAAUGAAAAUGUAAAAGUUGUUUGCUGAGCAGUUAGCUGAAAUCCAUUGUUUAUUUCCUACUUUGUUGGUGAACUGCUUACAAUUCACUUUGUCAUUUUCUAUUAUUUUUUUUUUUCAAACUCUUCCACAUGUCAAUUAUUACGUUGUCUUUUUAACCUUUUUUUUGUUAUCUUCAACCUAGGUAUAUUAUGGAAGCCUUUUCUCCUUUCUGCUACAUGACUGAAAAUAUGGUUAGAUUGAUAUGCCCUUAAGAGACAGAUCUAGGAUCAGCUUGCCCUCCUUUAAAUCUUGACCUGUAACAUUUUAAUGGGGCAAAAGCAAAACUGAUCAUAGAUCAGUCUCUGGGUUGAGUGGAGCCUAAACAGUUUAGUGGUGACAGUUUGACUGACCGGCACUGUGUGAGGUAGCGAUAGAUGUACAAUUUGUAUGUCCUCUUCAGUCACAGCUUGUUCUGUGGAUCCACUGUUUCCCCUGGUUGAGCAGAACCAAACUGGUUUGAGGUAAACAAAAUCAGAAUUUACAGAGCUGUUUUUAUUUCAAACUUAAUGCCUAAACUUUCAUUUUGGAAGGGCAUCUAUCUGUAACUCAUCUUUAAAAAAUAUAUAUAUAUUUUUUACUUGAUAUGCUAGCUAUGAGGAGCCUAGUCAUUGCACAUGUUUAUAUAGAAAAUCAUCCCUUAUGGUUAUAUUGUCCUUCCUGACGUGAUGUCUCGGUAGGUUGACCCUGUGAGGAUGUGGGCCAUGACUUUGUACAAUGUCAUAGCUUGUUAUUAUGUUCAAUCUGCAAAAUGGUGUUUUUUCAUGGUCUGCAAAAUGGUGAUUUUUCACGGUCUGCAAAAUGGUGAUUUUUCAUGGUCUGCAAAAUGGUUACGGACACGUUGCCCUUUGGUUGACAUGCAAAAAUGUAUUGACGUUGGUGAGAGACUAAGCUUGUCAUUGAUCUAACAUGGACAGUAAGUAACAGUAAUAGGCUAUUAUAGGAGUCUAUGCACUUUGGUCCUCUAAAGGGAAAUGGUUGUCCACAGAACAAGUGUUCCUAACUGACAUUUUGAGACUAAAUAAAUCUUGGAAAACAUGAAAAAAUUUGCUAAAGAACUUUUGACUAACAAGUGGGGGGGGCAUUUAUAAAAUCAGAAGUCCUCCUUAUUUUUUCUCUCGACUUCUGCGUGCAGUCUACCAACAGACUUCCAGAAACGUAAAAUAAAAACACAAAAUAAACAUAUUUAUAUUUAUGAAGAAAAACAAGUGCCAAUCCUGACCAACUAAAGACUUGAGGGUGAUUUUACAUAACUUUUGACUUGAUUCAUUUAAUUUUCUUAAUAUUUCCUUGAAUGUGCACACGUUUUGUGCAAAAACAUUGCUGCUCUAUUUUCCUCGUCUUAUAGUUCCAUGAUGUGGUUUCUCUGAAUGUGGCAUUCUCUACUGCUUUUGCACUGUGGGAUUGGGUCAGAACAGUCAUUUUAAAUCGGCAAAAAUAACAUUUAUUCCAUCAUGCUGAUCCGUCUAACUAAAUAUUGAUGCUCGCUUUCUUUUUUUGUACAGUGUAAUGCAUUGUUGAUUUCACUGUGCAGACCUCACACUGCAGCUGGGGGACAGACAGUCUUAGACGUUCGUUAGAAUGAUGCAGGGCCAUCAAGUGUAAUUUUAGCCUGAGGCAAAGACUGCACUGCACAUUAUUAGGGCCCUGAGUUUUUCCUAGUCAGGUCACAUGGUCUGGAAAAGCUCCCGGCCCUGUUUAUCAGGUCAGAUAUCGUAUCAGGCCAAUACAGGGCCACGUUCAGUAGCCAGACGUUGUAAAUGGAGAGGCCAACGUUGUUCCAUAUUUAACAUGUCAUGUUUUUUUUAUUUUUUACAUAGAAAUAUUUCUAUCUGAACGUUAGAAAAUGUUGCGUUCUUGCUGAACGUGCCCCGGGGUUUCUCCACCUAAACUACCAUGUUUGCACAUAAUGAGUCAAACCCAUCUUAUCACAAAGAACUAAACAGCCAAUUCAAAAUGGACACUACUCACUGAAGUUUUUUGAUUUUGUGCAGCUAUACCAUUUACAUGGAUAUGGAUGGUUCUAGAAUGUUUCAGUGGCAUAAUCUUAUUGGCUGUCCACACCCAGUCAAUCAACCAAAACAACCAAUCACUGGUCCUGAGACUUCUCUCAGCUACUUCUUGAUUUAGCACAAGGACUCAGAGACACUUCUCUUGAGAUGGGAAGCUAAAUGGAAGCUAUGUUAUUGGCUGAGAAUGAACAACCUAACAAGUAAUGCAAUAAAUAUUCUCCAAAAGUCUGCCAUCCCAAGAGGUUUAUGCUGUGUCCCGAAGUGCACCCUAUUCCAUAUUUAAUGAACAACUUUUGACCAGGAGUCCAUGAAGUUCUGGUCAAAAAUAGUGCACAAUAUACCCCCACAGUGGAGGUGUAAUAAUACCCAUAAUACCUAGUGGUCAAACGGAAAUAAUUCUAAUCGUGUUUUUUCCAACCAUUUGAUUUUUCCCCAUAGGCGAUUUUUAGAAACACUUAAAAUAAAGGGUGUUUUGUGUAGGCUUUACCCCGGGGUGACAUGCUGAUAACCGUGUAGAUCUCUCUAGGACAAGGUGACUCAAUAUUAUUCGGCUCUCUUUUUUACUCGCAGAAUUGAAAAUACUUCAAGUAGACAAUCAUGCAAGACUACAAAUCCCUGCAUGCUUCUCCAUGUCAUCUCUAGCUGACAUCUUUGCUUAACAGGUAUUGUGUCAAUUUAAAACGUGCACAAGACAGUUCACAGAAUUGUAAAAAAAAAUGUAUUAAAGAAAUGUAGCUAAUUUAUUCAUCAAUCCAUUUUUAGCUAGCAUUAGAUAAUUAAUCCAGAGAUUCUUACCUUUGCCUCGAUACGUCAGUCAUCAUGGUAUUUGUAGUUCUUUAUGAUAGCCACUUUAGCAGCUAAUUAGCAUUUCGUUUUGGUGGGGGAGUACAGGCAAACAUAUUAAGUCACCUUGUCCGGUUGAGAUUUGAGCGGUUAUCAAAACAUCACGCCAGGGUAAGCCUCCCACUGAGACGACUGCAGGGAUUCGGGUCACGGCCAGGGUCGCCAUUGUACGCAGCCCAUGUUUUAAGUGUUCCUAAAAAAUAAAAUAAAGACUGGGAAAAAUGGAUGAUGGGAAAACAAUUGGUGCCAUUUUCCUGUUUGACCACUAUGUUUUAUAGGCAUUAUGACUCAUACUGUGGUACAUUUUAUAGAGGGAAUAGUGGCAUUUUGAGAGGGAGCUUAAGACUUCUUUUUCAGGUGUUUGCCCUCUUCAAGAGGGCAAUUAACAGAGAUGACUGGUCAACAGUUUCCUAGAACAAAUCUGGGAUGCAGGAAUGUGAAAUUUACAUUUAAAAAAUGAUAAUCAAGUGUCCAAGUGGAACUGUGUAUGAUUUAUAAUUUGGGGGGUGCUUAUAUUUUGUUCUCUUACACAAGUGUGUAAUGAAAAAAUAUAUAUAGAUUUUGAUUGUUGCAUAUCUGACUCCCACUGAGACGACUGCAGGGAUUUGGGUCACGGCCAGGGUCGCCAUUGUACAAUGCCCCUGGAAAUAUGUACAUUAGCUGGAGGAAUCAUCCAUAUUUUUUAACGACUGCUGAGAUGCUUUUUAAGGCAUAGUAAAGGGAUAUGAGUUUUUCCCCUGACCAAAUGACAAGGAGAAACUGUCUGUGUCCCAAAUGGGCACUUAUAUACCCUAUAUAGUGCACUACUUUUGACCAGAGACCUAUUAGGUCCUGGUCAAAAAUGGCGAACCACAUAGGAAAUAGGGUGCCAUUUGCUCUAGUGUCUGUUUCCCUGUCAGGCCAUUUGGUCAGGAACAACUCCUAGGCAUGGAUUUGAAAAAAAAAAAAUAUAUAUAUAUAAUUAAGAUACAUUUUGAAAUGGGAUAUUUUUUGGGGGUUGGUCUUCUGGCCUAGAUUGUGUAAAUGUGUAUAACUGAGACAAAGGUGUCUGAAAAUCCCAAGCCACGCCUUAGUGCUUGGCUUUGUCAAAUAAAUUAUGCUAUCUAGGCUAUAAUUGUUUACAAUGCUACAUGUUUAUAAAGUGUUUUUUCAUAUGUCAUAACUGACCAGUCCUGAUGUAUUCUCUGGUCCUCUCAUUUCGCUCUCUUUCAAUGUAUUUAUUUACAAAACAAAUAUUUUUUUUCUUUUUUUGCUUAUGAUAACCCAUAUUAUACUGUGACUUGACAUUACCGACGGUAUGAAUGAGUGACUGAUACACUUCAACUGAACAUGACACACAAACAUGAACACAGAAACAAAUGCAUUAACAAAUAUUAGAAAUGUAUAAAAAAUUGUCCAGUGGAAACUGUACAAAACAAAUCCCCGAGAAAUAAAAUGUUGCAACCCUU